AUGGCUCGACACGCGUACCUGUGUUUAGGGGUAUUACUGCUCGCACACUCUGUUAUAAGCGAAUCACGAGUCAAACGUCAAGAAGAGGACAAUGGAGACGAAGCGACCCCGGAACAGCUUUGCGAUGGUCGCCCAGGUGAUGAGUACUUCAGAUUAAGCGCCGAUAAUGAUUGCCGCGAGGUCGUCAGGUGUGACCAAGGAGGUGAAAACGGGGUUACCAGGCUCGCUACUGUGCGCUGCCCCGGUGGACUGGCUUUUGAUAUCGAGCGCCAAACCUGUGAUUGGAAACCCCAUGUUAAGAAUUGCGAUCAAAUAGAAAGUCUUAAACAGAUCACAUGCCCAGCGGGACUGUUUUUCGAUCUCGAAAAGCAAACUUGCGACUGGAAGGGUAAAGUGACCAACUGUGACAAACUUGAGAAACCAAGAAAAAUUUUACCCAUCCUGAAGACAGAUGAGCCAAUCUGCCCUGAAGGAAAACUAGCUUGUGGAAGCAGAGAUUGUAUCGAAAAGGAGUUGUUCUGUAAUGGAAAACCCGACUGCAAAGAUGAAUCUGACGAAAAUGCCUGUACUGUGGAUGUAGAUCCUAACCGAGCACCAGAUUGUGACACCAAUCAAUGCACACUUCCCGACUGUUUCUGUUCCGCUGACGGCACUCGUAUCCCCAAAGGAUUGGAACCUAACCAAGUACCUCAAAUGAUAACAAUUACCUUCAAUGGCGCUGUCAACGUAGACAACAUAGAUUUAUAUGAGCAAAUAUUCAAUGGUAAUCGCCACAAUCCCAAUGGUUGUCAAAUUCGUGGAACAUUCUUCGUCUCGCAUAAAUAUACUAACUAUGCUGCUGUACAAGAAUUGCACCGUAAAGGACACGAAAUUUCAGUUUUCUCUCUAACACACAAGGAUGAUCCGCAAUACUGGACCAGUGGAAGUUACGACGAUUGGUUGGCAGAAAUGGCCGGAGCAAGACUCAUCAUUGAACGAUUUGCAAACAUAUCCGACGCUUCUAUAAUUGGUAUUCGUGCUCCGUACUUAAGAGUUGGAGGCAACAAACAAUUCGAAAUGAUGGCUGAUCAAUACUUUGUAUAUGAUGCUUCAAUUACUGCACCUUUAAGUCGCGUCCCUAUUUGGCCUUACACAUUAUACUUCCGUAUGCCACACAAAUGUAACGGUAACGCUCACAACUGCCCAUCGAGGAGUCACCCUGUGUGGGAAAUGGUAAUGAACGAAUUAGACAGACGUGAUGACCCAACCUUUGACGAAUCUUUACCUGGUUGUCAUGUUGUUGACUCUUGCUCUAAUAUCCAAACAGGAGAUCAAUUCGCUCGCCUUCUGCGUCACAACUUCAACCGUCACUACUCUACAAACCGUGCCCCCUUAGGUCUUCACUUCCACGCUUCAUGGUUAAAAUCCAAAAAAGAAUUCAGAGACGAACUUAUCAAAUUCAUUGAAGAAAUGUUAGAAAAGAAUGACGUCUACUUUACUUCCCUUAUUCAAGUGAUUCAGUGGAUGCAGAAUCCUACAGAAUUGUCGCAGCUAAGAGAUUUCCAAGAAUGGAAACAAGAUAAGUGUGACGUGAAAGGCCAACCUUUCUGCUCUCUGCCAAAUGCAUGCCCACUUACAACUCGUGAGUUACCAGGUGAAACCCUGCGUUUAUUCACUUGUAUGGAAUGCCCUAAUAAUUACCCUUGGAUAUUAGAUCCUACGGGAGAGGGCUUCAACGUUAGGAAG
Brenthis ino (lesser marbled fritillary) is the source of this 1725-nucleotide messenger RNA. NCBI's taxonomy places the organism in Eukaryota, Metazoa, Arthropoda, Insecta, Lepidoptera, Nymphalidae. The record is from the annotation of a GenBank genome assembly.